Messenger RNA from Suillus fuscotomentosus, 351 nucleotides. RefSeq lists its product as uncharacterized. The record is from RefSeq and is a predicted model, not a curated record. The transcript has a single exon. The annotation marks the transcript as partial. Lineage: Eukaryota; Fungi; Basidiomycota; Agaricomycetes; Boletales; Suillaceae.
CUAGCCUAUCGUGGCUGUAUCCUUGGAAACUACCCGGAGAACAUACUCAUGCCUGGUGAGAGACGUGCAACACUUGCAAAGAGCAAAGGCAUACACAAUCUCUCUCUCCAUGAGCAGCGCAUCCUUGCAAAUGCCCUCAAGGAUGAUGUCCUCACCGUCAAAUCUGUUGCAGUAGAUGCCCGCAAAACUCUCAUGGCCUCGCGUGACCCCGUCAUUGUUGGAGAAGCGCCCCUCGCAGAUUCUCCUCACACUUGUGGGCGACGAGGGUUUGCCAAUGGGAAGAUCGAUAGACUGUGGCUCGACCCGUCUGCGCGGCGCUUCUCCUCCAAAAUCUCAUGCCACAACAUCUAA